Carlito syrichta (Philippine tarsier) is the source of this 1475-nucleotide messenger RNA. It is a transcript of the gene FAH, whose product is annotated as fumarylacetoacetate hydrolase. The record is from RefSeq and is a predicted model, not a curated record. Gene Ontology annotation, molecular function: fumarylacetoacetase activity. The coding region runs from base 61 to 1311 and encodes 416 amino acids. Lineage: Eukaryota; Metazoa; Chordata; Mammalia; Primates; Tarsiidae. The transcript has 14 exons. Gene Ontology annotation, biological process: homogentisate catabolic process; L-tyrosine catabolic process; L-phenylalanine catabolic process.
GAGUCCUGUCCUGCCCGCCGCCCUCUGGCCUCGCCGCCUCCGUGCCCGGGCCUCGCCAGCAUGUCCUUCGUCCCAGGGGCCGAGGACUCCGACUUCCCCAUCCACAACCUGCCCUACGGCGUCUUCUCCACCAGAGGCAACCCAAGACCGAGGAUCGGGGUGGCCAUUGGCGACCAGAUUCUGGACCUCAGUGUCAUCAAGCACCUCUUCACCGGGCCUGUCCUUUCCAAACACCAGGAUGUCUUUGAUCAGCCAGCUCUCAACAGCUUUAUGGGCCUGGGUCAGGCUGCCUGGAAGGAGGCGAGAGCAUUCUUGCAGAAUCUGCUAUCUGCUGGCCAAGCCAGGCUCCGAGAUGACACGGAGCUUCGGAAGCGCGCAUUCACCUCCCAGGCUUCUGCCACGAUGCACCUUCCAGCCACCAUAGGAGACUACACGGACUUCUAUUCUUCUCGGCAGCACGCAACCAACGUCGGCAUCAUGUUCAGGGGCAAGGAGAGUGCGUUGAUGCCUAAUUGGUUGCACUUGCCCGUGGGCUAUCAUGGUCGUGCCUCCUCCGUAGUGGUGUCUGGCACCCCAAUCCGAAGACCCACGGGACAAAUGAGACCUGACGACUCCAAGCCGCCUGUGUAUGGUGCCUGUAAACUCCUGGAUAUAGAGCUGGAGAUGGCUUUCUUUGUAGGCCCCGGGAAUAGAUUUGGGGAUCCGAUCCCCAUUUCCAAGGCCCACGAGCACAUCUUUGGGAUGGUCCUUAUGAACGACUGGAGCGCUCGAGACAUUCAGAAAUGGGAGUAUGUCCCUCUUGGACCAUUCCUCGGGAAGAGUUUUGGGACCACCAUCUCCCCAUGGGUGGUGCCCAUGGAUGCCCUCAUGCCCUUUGCUGUGCCCAACCCAGAUCAGGACCCCAGGCCCCUGCCGUAUCUCUGUCAUGACCAGCCCUACACGUUUGAUAUCAACCUGUCUGUUGCCCUGAAAGGAGAAGGAAUGAGCCAGGCCGCUACCAUAUGCAGGUCCAACUUUAAGUACAUGUACUGGACGAUGCUGCAGCAGCUCACUCACCACUCUGUCAAUGGCUGUAACCUGCGCCCGGGGGACCUCUUGGCUUCUGGAACCAUCAGUGGGCCAAACCCAGAAAGCUUCGGCUCCAUGCUGGAGCUGUCGUGGAGGGGCACGAAGCCCAUCGAGCUGGGCAACGGGCAGACCAGGACGUUUCUGCUGGACGGAGAUGAAGUCAUCAUCACAGGCCACUGCCAGGGGGACGGCUACCGUGUUGGCUUUGGCCAGUGUGCUGGGAAAGUGCUGCCUGCUCUGUAGCCAGCGUGAACUUCUCUCUGCUCUUCUGGAGAUGAAGGGCUCAUGCCUGCCCCAACCCCGCGACCAUGACCAUAAUUGGGACCCAGGCCUCCCACGGGUCGCAGGCCUGGUUCUUCAUUCAGUGAUAAAUAAAGCCGUCGUGCCGCCUCCACAGCCUGAGGCCC